Molecule: messenger RNA, 2736 nt
Organism: Porites evermanni
Lineage: Eukaryota; Metazoa; Cnidaria; Anthozoa; Scleractinia; Poritidae
Source: the annotation of a GenBank genome assembly
AUGGCCGAUCACAACGAUAUUCAAGGUACGUAAGAAUAAGUCAUCGUGAGGAAACAGUGUGAUCUAAAUAAUACGAGCCAUUAUACUGAAUACAAACUCUAUUCCAUAGUUCAGCCCAGAUAUCCUGGCUACCCGAUGCAACCGUACCCACAAGAAAGGCCAACUUCCACGAGUGUGACUGUGCAAGUAAGCUCUUUAGUUUAGUUCAAUAAUUUCUUUGUACCAGUAACGUUUUUAUGCGAUCCAAAAGCUUAAUCUUUCGUUAUUCACCACUAUUUUCGUAUUUUCAGCCCAAUUCAACAGCUCAGCUUCGUCGUCCAUGGAAUUGGAUGGCUGUAUCAAUUUUUACCACCUUGUUCUGUUGCUUACCAUGUGGUGUAUCAGCCAUUGUCCACAGUUGUAAGGUAAGAAAUAACCUUAAGUUGUUUUGUUCCCUCCACCAAGUUGUGAUGGGUCUAGGUAAGUACUACACGGGAGGGAUAUGGCGCCCGGUUCUUUAAAUUCAGGCCAGCUGUAGUUUAGAAAACAAGAAAAGGCUAAUUUUUUAGUAGCUAGUUUAGAGCACCCUACCUUGACUUGAGCUUUGUACGUUCAAAUUUUUACUACACAUUGUUGCAGAAAACGUCUCGAAACAUCACUUACGAACCCCGGUACAUAAGACCCGUAAAGUAUUUUGGGGGAGUAACCCUGGCAGACAAGGUCAAAGGCACUACAAUUUAUAAAGUUUAACUUCAAAUUACCAAAAAAAAAACAGCAAAGACAAGAAUAGCAUGUAAAUUACGAUAAAUUACAAUCUUAGUGAGGUACUGUAUUGCUCCAAGAGGUUUUUCUCCGGGUACUCCAUUUCAAGAGACCAAGAAUCAGUAGACGAAUGGCCACUUAGUGGAUGUGCUACCUCUAAAUCGUUAUUAAUUUAAAAUUUAUUUAGGUGUAUCUUGCAUAAGAUACGAACGAAACAUUUAAGUCAUGGUUGCCUCAGAUCUGUAUUGGCUACGGGUUCCGACAACACUUUAAAAAUGCCGAAAAGACUCAGUAAAAACAUCUGGGCAAACAGUCGUCUUUAUGUUAGUUCAUCUAUGCCCCCCUUUGGCUUUCCUUUUCUCCUUUACGCUUGAGCAGUUAUUAAUGGGUUUAAUUUUCUUUGACUAGUUGACAAGUGCUGAAAUCGGCUUAUAUUGUCACGUGUCCUAGCCCUUUUAAAGUGUUUUAGCAUCGACGACGGCGACGGCAGCGAAAACGUAACUUUUAAAAUGAAUUAGUGUUCUUUCAAAUUCGCUGAAAAUGUCUGAUGUAGGCAAAUUUGCCUGAAGUUGAUUUCUUGCGGGCCGCACUCAAAUUUUAGAAAGAGAAAGAAAAUUUUGUCGUCGCUUGUUUACGUCCUCCAUGAAACGUGAAAUUAGGCAUUUUCUCAGGGGGGGAGGGGGGGUACUCGGGAUUUCAAGUGACGGGGAUGAUCGAAGGGUUUUUUUGGGUACGAAAAUUUGGCAAUAAUUUUUUUGGGUAGCUUGAUUUGAGUAGGGAUUUUUUUAGGGCAUUUUAAAAAAGAAUCGGUGGUGCCUUGGCUGCGUAGUUCUGCGAAUAAAGUACAAAUAUACGUGUUUUGCUGUUGUGUAAUAGUUAACUAUGGUGUCGCUUGACAUCGCACGUGUUAUACAAUAGUCUGCAUUGUCCCGUAGUGCCCGGCCGUGUACAAGACUUCAACCGGGAUUUGGUCUACGGAUUUUUUUGGGUUUUGCUGGAAGCCCUAGGGAUUUUUUUGGGUCUUGACUUCUGGCUCCAUUCGAUCAUUGCCGUCACUUGAAAUCCCGAGUACCCCCCCUGGGGACAUUUUCAGGUCGUAGUCGGGCAGUAAAGGCAAGGAAAUGUAAAAAAAAUGCAUGAAGCACGUGAUAAACAUAACCCUAUUGCUGUUCUGACGUUCUCGUUGCCGGGGCCGCUUGUUAGGCCCGGUUUAGACGCCAAACUUUUCAUGAGCCGAACCUAUAAAUUCGAAUUAAGGCCGACCCAAGUUAUUUAGACCAGCUGAAUUGAUUCAGGCGCCGAUCUUAUUUGCAACUGAGCCAAGUUCAAAAGGCGAAAAAAUGCUCAUUUCCAUGUCAAACUGCUUACAAAAUACGUUAUAAUAAUUUAUGCAUUAGAUUCGGUACAUGAAAAGUUCGCCGUCUGAAUCAAAGCCGAUCCAAAGUCGCUACAAAGGCGAAAUUCCCGGCCGGGCUAUGAGAAAAGAACGGCUGAGCCGCUCCAAAUUGAAACAGGCGUUCCUGAUUAAUUCAGCGCCAAGCUUUUCAAGUAUAGACCGUUGUCACGCGGCGGCCAUUUUGUCUCAAGAGAUGAAAAAAGCUUUGUAUUUGCACGGCUAGCCUCGUUCUCACUGCUUUUUUAAUUUCCUGGAACAAAAUGGCCGCCGCGUGGCAAGGGUCGAUUAGGUUCGGCAAAGUUCAGCAUCUGCACCGGGCCUUAAAAUGUGAAUGACCGUUUUACAUGAUAUGGUACUGGAAAUGUCUGCAGUGCAGGGAAUGAUGCUUUUACGAUUACCUAAUUUAUGCUCGAAUGAUUUCCUUUCUUUUUCUCUAGGUGAAUAGAGCAUACGAUGCUGGAGAUCACGAAGAAGCCGAGAAAAACGCAAAAAAUGCUAAAUUGUGUAAUUUAAUUUCGAUCGUAUUUGGUCUUAUCUUCAUCCCAUUAAUAAUCUAUUUGCGUUUUAAACAGAUGCAAGAACAAAAAAAUAGCUACUAA